AAAUAUCACAUGGUGGUCAUGUGAUUAUCCAAAAUGGAAGACGAUCCGUUGUUGAAAAAACGGUCUAAAAUUCAGAGAGAUGGAACAUUUUCUGAAGAAUCAGCUGAUGAAGUUGACCAUAUUGAUAUCAUGGCAAAUCAUGAACCAAAGAAGGACUUUACAGCACACCUUGCCUUGUCUAUAGCAGCAUGUACCCUAGGGUCUUCAUUCCAGUUUGGAUAUAAUACUGGCAUUGUUAAUGCUCCUGAAAAGGUGUUGAAAGGCUUUUAUAACCAGACGUACCAGAGCAGAUACAAUGAGUCCUUGAAUUGUUUAGACAGCCCGUCAAACUGUACAAUACUCACUGUACUGUGGGCCGCCACUGUCUCUAUCUUUUGUAUUGGAGGGAUGAUAGGAGGGGUGUCGGCUGGGUACUGGGCAAACAGAUUUGGCAGGAAGCGUACAUUACUACUCAACAAUAUUAUUCUGGUAAUAGCAUUGGCUAUAGAAAUAUCAUCAAAAAAUCUCAAAUCCUACGAGGUGUUGAUCAUUGGAAGAUUUUUUGUAGGGGUUAAUGCAGGUAUAAACACAGGGGUUGCCCCGAUGUAUCUAUCGGAGAUAUCACCAGUGUCACUUAGAGGUCUGUGCGGCACAUUUAACCAACUUUGUAUCACGUUUGGGGUUUUCACGUCGACUGUCAUGGGUCUAGGUAAUGUACUAGGCACCGACGAUCACUGGCAACUAGCACUAGGUUUUCCUGUUAUACUCAUAGUGUGGCAGCUUUGCUCUUUGACGUGUUGUCCAGAGAGUCCAAGAUUUCUUUUUAUACAAAAAAACUCACAGGAUGAAGCUGAAAGGGCAUUAGUAUGGUUAAGAGGUACUCAUGAUGUCAGUGAUGAGAUUGAUGAGAUGAUUGCAGAAAGGGAGAAAGCAAAACAUAUAGAAAAGUUUACUAUUUGUGAUUUAUUUCACAAGGAAGAAUUACGUACACCAUUGAUUAUAUGUUUAGCUAUGCAUCUAUCGCAACAACUAGCUGGUAUAAAUGCUGUUAUAUAUUAUUCCACAAGUAUAUUUGAAACGGCCGGUUUAUCAGAGAGUGUGGCGCAGUAUGCCACCCUGGCUGUCGGUGGCGUAAACGUUAGUAUGACGUUUGUCUCGGCACUCAUCAUGGACAAAGUGGGUCGACGUUCACUACAUCUACUGGGAUUAGGUGGGAUGUUUGUAGCCAGCUAUAUUUUAACUCUAGGACUAAUCUAUGAUCAAUAUGAUGCAGGACAUAUAUGGGUUGGUGUGAUUUGUGUCCUAGCCGUGGUAUUGUACAUCAUCUUCUUUGCAUCUGGCCCAGGAGCUAUACCAUGGUUUUUCACAGCUGAGUUAUUUGCUCAAGGACCUAGACCUGCUGCAGUCAGUAUAGGGGUACUGUUUAACUGGUCAGCUAAUUUCUGUGUUGGUCUGUUUUACCCAUUUUUACAGGAAUCUAUAAAAGCAUACUCAUUCAUACCAUUUGUUGUAUUUCUGGCGAUUUUCUGGAUAUUUACACUGUUUAAAGUACCGGAAACUAAAGGAAGAACCAUUGAAGAGAUUACCGCUCAGUUUCAAAUAACUGUACCAUAUAAUCGUAUACCAUUAACUGAGGAUACAGAUUAGGAUAUGUUGAAUUUGUACUGUAAAAUUGUAUACGAGGAUACAGAUUUGAAUUAUAUAGAAAAAAUGCUGUUUAAAUGGCGACGUAAUAAUCUAGUUAAAUAAUUAACCGACUGAACUAAUAAAAUCCUUAGAUUUUCAAUAUUAACCUUGUUUCUUUAUGACAAGAUAUGCCAUUUUGUUAAUAUUUUGUUGUACGUACUCAUUCUCAAAAUAAUUACAAUACAACCGAAUAUGGAGUAACUAUUUUCCGCUAGGGUCGUACCCUAUUCGAUCAGAUCGGAAAAAAUACAUUGUUGAGAACAACUUAAAUGCAAAAAUACUGUCAUAUCUUGAUAUUAAAAAACUAAGGUAAUAUUAAGAAUUAAUUUAAAACUUUUCCGCCAAUUAGUCAAAUUCUUACUUCGGUUACUGGUUAUUGAAUUGUCUAACCGGUUUUUAGGUAAAAACCAGAUAAAUGUGAACACCUAAUCUAAUAAGAAUGGGGGGGGGGGGGGGUGUUGUAGGGGGAGAGUUGAGAGUUUUUCCUUCUAAAUGCAAUUGAAUACUUUUUAUGAUGUAAAAAUUAGGAAAGCAUGAUUUUGUUAUAUAAAUAUUGGAACAUUGGAAUUUAAUGAUUUGACUAUCCUUUAACAUAGAAAAAGAUAAAAUGUGGCAUAUUCCAUGAAAUAGUCUUUAAAAUCAUGCUAAAUACCUUAAAUGGACUUGUCCAUCUUUCCAUUCAUCAUUUUUAGAGAAAAUUUCAAACUACAACAUGAUAAAGAAGUCACUUUGAACUGACGGAACAGUGGACAGUGCAGUACAUAUCAGAUGGCAUGGAUUUGUGGGCAUUUCUUGGUCAUAAUGAAAUAAUUACUUAAAAUAUGUUUUUUGCAGUCAUUAUACCCCCAAAAACGAAGUUUGGGGGGGGGGGGGGUAUAUAGGAGUCACCCCGGUGGUUGGUUGGUCGGUCGGUCGGUCCAGACGUCCGUUGCAUUUUCCUGUCCGGAGCAUAACUUGAAGACUAAUGGUUGGAAUUCAAUAUAACUACAUACAAUGGUCAAGCACAUUGAGAGGAAGUGCAGUGCACAAGAACCAUAACUCUAUCUUGACUAAUGACAGAGUUAUUGCCCUUUGUUACUUUUCUUGUCCGGGGCAUAACUUGAAAACUACUGGUUGGAAUUCUAAACAACUUCAUACAAUGGUCAAGCACAAUAAGGGAAAGUGCAGUGUACAAGAACCAUAAUGCCAUCUUGACUAAUUACAGAGUUAUUGCCCUUUGUUACUUUUCCAUUGCUUUUUUUGUCUGGAGCAUAACUUGAAUACUAAUGGUUGGAAUUCAAUAUAACUUCAUACAAUGGUCAAGCACAUUGAGAGGAAGUGCAGUGCACAAUAACCAUAACUCAAUCUUGACUAAUUACAGAGUUAUUGCCCUUUGUUACUUUUCUUUGUCCCGAGCAUAACUUGAAAACUACUGUUUGGAAUUCAAUACAACUUCAUACAGUUGUCAAGGACAUUAAAAGGAAGUGCAGUGCACAAGAGCCAUAACUCCAUUUUGACAAAAUACAGAGUUAUUGCCCUUUGAUACUUUUCCUUGUCCGCAGCAUAACUUAAAACGUACUGGUUGGAAUUCAAAACAACUUCAUACAAUGGUCAAGCACAAUAGGAGGAAGUGCAGUGCACAAAAACUAUAACUCCAUCUUCAGUAUUUAUAGAGUUAUUGCCCUUUGUUCCUUUUCUUUGUCUUUCUGGACUUAUUACAGAGUAAUUCAAUAAAACUUCAUCAAUGGCCAACCACAUUGAAAGGAAAUGCAACAUACAAGAACUACAACUAUCUUUAAUUGCCUACAACCAUAACUCUAUAUUUCAAUUCUUUUACAAGGUAUUAUGUUACUAGUAACACCCUCAUUUCCGAAGCAGUCUUGUAGGGGUAUUAAUCACAUUUAGUGAUAGUUCUAGUUUAACUUCCACAAACAAAUUUUAUGGAGUAUAGGUUUUAAGGGUGAUAGUAAUGCUUAAGUAUUAUGACUCAAGCUAUUUAGGCCAGUCAUUUAUGGUGGUAAAAAUAAAGGAGCUCCACUGAGGUCCAAAAGCCCAAGAACAUAAUUUUUGAAAAGUUUACUUUGAUCAAUUGGGGCAAAUAAUAUGGUGAAAUCAUGAAAAAGAUAAUUAAGAAAUGUAAUCAGAAUUUAAUUGAACAUUAAAUUUCUAUGUGAUUCUUGUCUUGAUUUGAGACAAAAGUGAUUGAACCUAUUUAGUUUUUUGUGGAUCAUUUUUGCACGAUGUGAAAAAUUAUUCUGGAAAAUUUGUAUAUAAGUUAUUGGUCCUUAAUACCUUUAUUAAAUGGCAGGCACAGAAAAAUAUUUCCAGUACCAUAUUGUCAAAAACGUCAGUGGUGUCCCUUUCAUAUUUCAGGCAGAUAAAUUUCUGUAAUAUAAAUCUCAGUCAUUUAUAUUUUCUAUUUGUAAGUUGUUUUUUUUUAUUCAUCUUAACAUUGUGUCAUGACUUUUAUAUCAAGUGUUGAACUUGUAUGUUUAUUAUGUUUUUGUCUUGCUUUGAUAAAGAUCGUGUAAUCUUUUUUAGUUUGAACUACAAACAAUGUGAAUGAAAGGUUGAAUUCUAGUCCAGCCUCCGCAGAGCAAUUGUCUCUUUACAACAACAGUUUUAAUUCUUCCCAACGUAAGACUUUUCAAUAAAUUCAAUCUGUCUAACAAAACCUUUCAACAACAACCAAAUCUUUGUCUGGCAAAGGGGGUUGCUCUGCCGAGGUAAUAUGCAUGUUUAAUUUCAUUGGAAUUUAAGCUUUUUUUUUUAAUUCGAACAUACAAUAAACUUUGCUUGUAACAAUAUUCAGGGGACUGCCAAAUUUAUAUUGUUAUAUUUAGACAUCGUUAUAUCCCAAAGGCCAAUUCGAAAAUGAGUUGAGACCCCUGCAACAACAUCGUUAUAAGUGGUAUAUCGUUAUAAGCAAUAUCAUUGCAAGUGGAGAUUAUUGUAUAUAUAUCAUUAUUAUCCAAGGAAAAGACAAAUAAGGUUGGUACUUCUGAUUGUAAAAAUAGCUAUAGUGGAUAAUGAAUGAAAAAAGUCAUACCCCUGAUGUAUAAGCAUAUAUGGCAGCGUUUUAAAUCUCUGUAACAUAUGAGAACUUGCAAAACAGCAUUGCAGGGACACAGAAUUCGUUCUUAUUGAAAAUGACUGGUGCAUGAUUUAUACUGAAAUAUACUUCUGUAGAAUAUGUAAAUAGUUUUAAAAAGCACUAUUUGUGCUGACCUUGGAUUUCACUGCCUCUUCUAUUGUCAUAUUAUUUUUAUGUUACUCUGAUUGUUUGAACAGUUUGUUCUUGUUUUUGUGUGCAAUAUGUUGCAGAUAUUAUUUUAGUACAUACAUGUAUGUGCUAUUUUGACUACAUCGCUGUGAUACAGUUAUAUAAGAUGUACUUACAUAUAUUUAUUAAAGUUUACUUACAAAAUG
Molecule: messenger RNA, 5073 nt
Organism: Ruditapes philippinarum (Manila clam)
Lineage: Eukaryota; Metazoa; Mollusca; Bivalvia; Venerida; Veneridae
Product: solute carrier family 2, facilitated glucose transporter member 3-like
Exons: 12
Coding region: 34-1626 (530 amino acids)
Biological process (GO): monosaccharide transmembrane transport
Cellular component (GO): membrane
Molecular function (GO): hexose transmembrane transporter activity
Source: RefSeq, a predicted model, not a curated record